This is a messenger RNA of Odocoileus virginianus texanus, 3093 nucleotides long. Lineage: Eukaryota; Metazoa; Chordata; Mammalia; Artiodactyla; Cervidae. The record is from RefSeq and is a predicted model, not a curated record.
UCGGCCGGGAGCCCAGGCUUGGCACUUGGAGCAACCAGCUGCUCCUGGAGCAAGACGGAAGUGGUUAGAAGAUCGGGGAGGGGGACUGGUAGACUUCUGGACUGAUGAAGGGACGGCGGUUAGAGAGGGGGUAGGCUCCCUGAUGGCGCCUGCAACGGGAAAAUCCGUAGUUAGAUUGGAAUCUGGAUGAGAUUUAGACAGCAAGAGGGGGAGUGGUUAGAAUACACAUCUACAGCAAAGAGAGUGCAUUGGAACCUCCUCCUAACUGCGGGCCCAGCCUCGGAUCCUUUCCAUUGGUCCAUGGGCUUGCCAAUUACUGCAGCUCGCUACCGUUCCCCAAUCAAACAUGCCCUCUCAUUCCCGUUACAGCCAAUUGUGAGACACCUCCCUUUGGCCAUUGUCCAAUUACUUUUAUUUUCCUCUCUAUCAUUGGUCGCCUUAGCGACCGCUCUCUUCCCGCGCCGGCAGUCCCAAAGAGGGGCGGGGUUAUAGGGUAUUGCUAAGCGACAAAGAUGCGCUCCGGGUGAGUCCCGUGACCGAGCAGAGCAGGCGGAAUCGGCGAGGUAGCUGCAGGAUGGACCGAAGGUGAUGGAUUACAGGAGGCCUGGGGAGGAUCAAGGGAUCACCUGGAGCUCUGCGAAACAGAUGUAUGUAGAUGCCCAGCUCCCCUUCCAGACAUUCUGAUUCUUUUGAUCUUGGGUGAGGAUCACGCCUCUGUAUUUUUAAAAGACUCUUCUUAGACUGGAUCCAGGGUUACGAAUCACCAACCAACAGUUCCCGGGUUCUCUUUUGAGAUUGCUCCAAGGAUUGGUGGGAAUCGCGCCUCCAGUGUUAUUAUCUUAAAUGUACGGUGGUGCUUCAUGGAAAUUAUAGUUCGUCUCUUCCAGGAUUCCGUGGGAACCGUAGUGUGGUUUGAAGCCACUACUGGCCAGCCUGAAGCCAGACCUGGCACCCCCAGGUGAGGACACCCCACAGAGAGUGCUGUGUGCCAGCCAGUAACAAGGGAGUGGCGACUAGAGGGAAGGAAGACGUGAUGAGAGAUGGGGACCCUGAGCCCAUCCAGAUCCCAGAGAUCCAAACUUCCAGAAGCUUCCAAGGCUCUGGCCACAGGCCCCAGCUCCCCUGAGCUGUUUGAGGAAUCCUGGCCAUCCAGCUCAGGGACCCCUUCCCCACCCAGCAGCACUGAGGGCCAGAUGAGAGCCUCUCCACCACCCACCGUGACUGACAGUGGGGACUCCGUGGUGGCCAAGUACAUAAACCGGUUCCGACAGGCUCGGCCCACAAGCCGAGAAGAACGCCAGUCUGCAGGCCCAACUCCAGCUGACUUUUGGUGGCUGCAGCCUGAAUCUUCAGACCCUGGCAGUCAACUUGCAGCAGCAGGAGCCCGUGAACCAGGAGGAAGACCCAACACAGCAGUCCUGACUCAUGCUAAGAUGGCCAGUGCAUCGAAGGCUAAGGCUAUGGCACCCCUUCAGGAAAUAAAGCAGAGUCUCAACACAUGGAACUCAUCCCUGCUGGACUUGGAGACACUGAGCUUGCAAAGCAGAGCUGCCAGGCUGCUCAAACGCAGCACGACCUCCGUCUCCUCCACCUCCUCGCUCAGCCCCAGCGAUGGCGGCAGCUCCUCAUUCCCCGUCAGCUCUGAUGGCCUCUCUCCCUUCUCCAUGACCUUCACUCCUGACUCCAUCAAGGACCCUGACCUCAAGGCACACGCAAUCCCAGCACCUGCCUCCAUCCCUACUCUUGCCCCGGCCUCCUCCCAGGCACCCCUGCGGCCAGAGGAUGACAUUCUGUACCAGUGGCGGCAGCGGCGGAAACUUGAACAAGCUCGAAGAAGCCAGGGUGACGGAACCUGGGUGCUGCCGCAGACCCCUGCCCUCACCACCUCGGUCCCUUCCCCCAUCUGUCCACAGCCAUCUCCUCCCGCUGCGGAGACCCUUGGUUCCCUGGGAACCCAGUCUAACUCCAUCCCACUUUGGGGCAGUGUGGUUCCGCCUGGUCUCCAGGAAGCUUUCCGCAUGGAGAGGCCUCCUAUUCCCCUAGGGUUCUCUCCACACAUCUUUUGGGGUCCCAGUCCCCAUGGAUUCUUCUGGGCCCCACAGCCCAGUCCCUGGAUAUCUCUUGGGGUCAUCCCUCCAACACUCCCGGCCUCCACCCCAGCGCCCCCGGCCUCCACUCCUGCCCCUCCAGCCUCAGCCCCUGCGCCCCGUGCCUCCACACCCACGACCCCUGCAACCCCCCAGGGGCCCCCCAUCCCUGCACCAAGCAGCCCAGAGGAGCUCGAGAAGCAGACCUCCAAGCCUCGGAGAAGGAGAGCCCAACGCCGGGAGUCUUCAGGGCGAGUCAUGGCCGCGGAUGAGCACGAGGGCCCUGGCCCUCAGCUCAGAGGCGCGCUGGGCCAGGUGGUGACGGCUCGGCUGUUUCCCGACAGCCUGGAGGACACGCCCCCCCGGCUUGAGGGCCCGCCUCCACCCGAGGCUGAACCUCGGAAAGCCAAGGCCACACAUGCUCUGACCCCUCGCUCAGAGGUCACGGCUCCUGUAUCUGAAUCACCGGGUCGGUCUAAGGCGGGGUCUCGGAAUGCCAAGACCCUGCUCCCCCUAGCGGGAUCGGUGCUUAGGAAGGACAAAGACACUCCCUUGGCUGAAGUCAAGUGUCUGCAGCCCAAGAUCCUGCCUCCUCCAGCUGAGGUGGUGGCCACUUGUGUUAAGGCCCCGCCCCCUCCAUUCGAGGCGGGGUCUCUUGAGGUGGUUGCCACGCCCUCACCCUCUGCUGGCCACGCCCCCUCAGAAGACCUGCUCUCCCAAGCUGCCAGACUUCUGCAGGCUGCGGAAGACUCCGAUGGCAGCGAGUUCCAGGACGACCCUAUACUGCAGGUGCUAAGGAUUCAAAGGACGGCGCUGCGCCGGCAGAAAAGGAAAGUAGAUGCUCAAAUAGCCUGCCUGCUGGGCCACCCUGAAGACCCAGAGUCUUGGUCUCCAGCCAGGUCGCCCCCCCGGAUCCCCAAGGCUGCAGCUGAGGAGGGAAGGAGCCUCUCUUGAGGCCAGAUGACUUUGAAUUGUACAGACUCUAUUUUUCUUAAUAAAAAAAUUU